CUGUUGUGCAUGUGUGUGCGCGUAAUAUUUAAUACAGCUCCCGCGCUUGCAUCAUCCUCUUCGUCCUUCUCAUCCUCAUCCUAGUCAUUCUGCAGCCAUGUCGGACUCGGAGGACAUGACGGAGUUCGCCAGCAUCGUGGAGCGCAUCGAGCGAGGCGAGGUUCCCAUCAAGAACAUCGAGCGGGAGCUGAUCUGCCCAAUUUGCAAGGAGCUCUUCACGCACCCGCUCAUCCUGCCCUGCCAGCACAGCGUGUGUCACAAAUGCGUCCGGGAGCUUCUCAUGCUUAACUAUGACGACUCCUUGGACGGUGGGUCAGAAUGCUCGUUGCCGGGCAGCCCCAGGUCCCGCGUACCCUCGCCGUCCAUGGAGAGGCUGGACAAGCUGGUGCGAUCAGGCUCCAUCUCAUCCCCGGGUUGGCGCAGAGGAUCCGUGACACCCCGGGUCACCACCAUCGCGUGCCCAGGCUGCCAGCACGACAUCGACCUGGGCGAGCGCGGUAUCAGCAUGCUUUUCCGCAACUUCACUCUGGAGAGCAUCGUGGAGCGCUACCGGCAGGCCGCCCGCGCCGCCGUCGCCAUCAUGUGCAACAUCUGCAAGCCGCUGCAGCAGCAGGAAGCCACCAAGAGCUGCAUGGACUGCAAGGCCAGCUACUGUAACGAGUGCUUCAAGAUGCACCACCCCUGGGGCACGCCCAAGGCCCAGCACGAGUACGUGGGGCCCACCACCAACUUCAGGCCCAAGGUGCUGAUGUGUCCCGAGCACGAGAUGGAAAAGGUGAACAUGUACUGCGAGGUGUGCCGGCGGCCUGUGUGCCACCUGUGCAAGUUGGGAGGCACCCACGCCAACCACAAGGUCACGUCCAUGAGCAACGCCUACAAGAUUCUCAAGGAGAAGCUGGCCAAGAGUAUCCAUUACCUCAUCAGCAAAGAGGAGCAAGUCAGGACUCAGAUUACUGGACUGGAGCAGCUCAUCAGUCAGACAGAGGAAAAUGGGCAGCUGGCAGAGCGUCAGGCCAACGAGCACUUUGACCGCCUGUUCGAGGCGCUGCACGAGAGAAAGACAGAGAUGCUCAAAUCCAUUGAGCAGUCUCGAAACAGACGCAUGGGACAGCUCAAAUCCCAGAUGGAGGAGUACCAGGGCAUGCUGGAGAACAGUGGCCUAGUAGGCUAUGCUCAGGAGGUACUCAAAGAGACCGACCAGUCCUGCUUUGUACAGACUGCUAAGCAGCUGCACGUCAGAAUCCAGAAGGCCACUGAGUCUCUAAGGACUUUCCACCCGUCAGCUGACCCCUGCUUCGAUGAGUUUGUGCUGGAGACGUCCAGAGAGGAGACCCUCCUCAAAGAGAUGUGCUUCGGCGGAGUUCCGGACCCCCCUAUGAUCGACCUGUCCAAGAGCAGAGUCUAUAACGAGGCCACCAUCUUCUGGAGGCUCUCUGAUGACCACCAACCCACAGACCAGCACCUGCUAGAGUACCGCAGAUUGAGCGGUCCGAGCCGGUCCCUGUCCCAAGAGGAUGUUGAGGAUGGCCUCUGGCAGGCGAUGGAGCGUGUGCACGGUUCCAGCAACGCCGUGUGCGGCCUGGACGCUGACAGCUUGUAUGCGUUCAGGGUGGCAGCCUGCAGGAACUCCAUGUUCAGCCCUUACAGCCCCGAGGUCACAUUCCACACACCUCCUGCACCUGCAUUCGACUUCCUGUUCAGCGACAAGUGCGGCUUCAGCGCGGAACGCCUGAUGCUCAGCAAGCGGCGGGACACGGUGGAGAGCGUGGCCGGCGUGGCCUUCCUGCUCGCCGCGGAGCGUGUGCAGACGGGCAGCUAUGUCUGCCUGGACUACAUCAUAGGCGACACAGGCAUCUCUCAGGGAAGACACUACUGGGCCUUCAAGGUGGAGCUGCACUCCUACAUGGUCAAAGUGGGCGUGGUAUCGGAUACAAAGCUGCAGGAAUGGUUUCACAACACGAGAGACACCAGCAGCCCGAGGUACGACCACGACAGCGGUCACGACAGCGGCAGCGAAGACGCGUGCUACGACCUCUCGCAGCCCUUCACCCUCCUCACUGUGGGCAUGGGCAAGCUCUUCAUCCCCAAGGCGUCGCCCUCGUCUUCAGCCGCCGCCUCCUCGAGCGACCUGAGCAACCGCGUGUUGCCCAUGCCGCAGCGCUUGGGCGUGUGCCUGGAUUACGACGCCGGCCGCGUGUACUUCUACGACGCCGACAACAUGCGCUGCCUCUACGAGAGGCAAGUGGACUGCUCGGGGACCAUGUACCCGGCGUUCGGCCUCAUGGGUGGCGGGAAGAUACAGCUGGAUGAGUUUGUCACUGCCAAGAGGCUUGCCUUCUGAGUGCAAUUGGCCCUGUUCAGCCCUCUGUUUGCACCUUUUGGCAAGUUUACUUUGGCAUAUGUGGAGGGAAGAUUUUUUUUUUUUUUUUUUUUUAAAGUCCUUCAGACCUGUUGAGGCAGCUUCGAUCAGGGUAUUUGGUCCAAAUUGGGGAAACACGUGCUGGUAUGGUGCGAUGGACACCAAUGACACUUUGGAAUGAGUUACAGUGAACAGGCUUCAUUAACUAGGGUCCUUUAGGCCUGUUGACACUCAUUCGAUUAGGGUCUUUGGUCCAAACUGUGAAACCCUACUUUUAACUAGGUUAUGCUCAACACAAAUAUGAAUGUUGAAUGAAUUAUGGCAAGCUCUACAAGUCCUCCGGGCUCGAUAAAGCAUAUUAGAUUGGGUUCUUUGGUCUAAAUUGUGAAGCCUGAGCUAGCAUGUUAUCAAUAUAAUGACCUUUUGGAUUAUAUAUUUUUUAAAAAAAAUUUAAGAGUCAUCCAGGCCUGAUGAUGCGGAUUAGAUUAGGUGGGGUUCGUGUAAUAUGAGCUGCUAUGUUAUGUUCAACAAUUAUGACAUUUUGGUAUGACGUAAAGCAAACUGGUUUAAUAAAUGUGAAUCCUCCAGGCCCGUCGAGGCAGAUUAGAUGGAUCCAAACUGUGAAACCUGAGCUGGUAUGUUAUGACACAAAUUGAAUGAAUCACGGAGAGUGGGCUUUAUUAAUUUGAGAAUUCUCCAGGCCCGUUGGGGUGGAUUUGAUCAGGGUCUUUGGUACAAACUAAAGUCCGAAAGUGGUAUCUUAUGAAGACAAAUAUGACACUUUGGUAUGACAUACAGCCAGCAGUUUUUUUGGUUUGUUUUUUUGUUUUGUCCCCCCCAUCCCCUUGUCCUUCAGGCCCAUUUGAAUCAGAUUAGAUCAACUGUAAAACCUGAGCUGGUGUGUUAUGAUCAACACAAAUGACACUUUGACAUGUUUGGCCAACAGGUUUAUUUUGACCAGAGAGUCCUCCAGGCCCGUUGAGGUGGCUUCCAUCAGGGUCUUGCUGUGUAUCAUUUCUGAUCAACACUAACAUGACACAUCUUGUUACUGUCUGCGUACCGAGGCUGUGAAAUAUCGUACCAAAGUCUCUGGUUUUUGUUGAAUUAAGAUGCUAAUUUAGCCGGCAGCCAUUUUAAAUCUUGUUUUUAACAAACUUUUAUUGGGGUUGCCAGUUGUCUGUGUUCUUUAUGGUGAAUUUAUGUACAGUAUCUUUCUUGGGGGGGGGGGGGG
Messenger RNA from Phycodurus eques (leafy seadragon), 3590 nucleotides. RefSeq names its product tripartite motif containing 36 (gene trim36). Gene Ontology annotation, molecular function: protein binding; zinc ion binding. NCBI's taxonomy places the organism in Eukaryota, Metazoa, Chordata, Actinopteri, Syngnathiformes, Syngnathidae. The record is from RefSeq and is a predicted model, not a curated record.